CCUAAGUAUUGAGCGGAGAAGAAAGCUAGCUAGCAAGCUAUUAGCGCGAGGGAACUUGCAGCUUUGUGCUUAAUUUGUGUUGUUGUUGUUGUGUACUUUCAGUGGGAAGCAUGGCGGGACUGCAGGAGCCGUGGAACUUGGAGAACGGUGGGGUGAAGGGGGUGAGCAAGGAGAUUCGGCACGGGCGGACAGCGCACAACAUGUCGUCCUCGUCGCUGCGGAAGAGGUCGGACCUUGGCCUCGUGUCGAAGCUGCCCUUCGGGGUGCUCAGGCAGGUGCUGGCCAAUCUGCAGGAGGUUGUUUUGGGGACUAAGCUCUCGGUUCUGUUCCCGACCAUCCCCCUCGCCAUUGUCGCGCAGUGUUAUGGGUUUGGAAGACCCUGGGUUUUCGGGUUGAGCUUGCUUGGACUUACACCGCUUGCUGAACGUGUCAGCUUUCUCACAGAACAAAUUGCUUAUUAUACCGGUCCAACAGUGGGAGGACUCCUGAAUGCCACAUGCGGGAACGCAACGGAGCUUAUAAUAGCAUUGUUUGCUCUAAGCCAACACAAAAUAAGUGUUGUAAAGUAUUCUCUCCUUGGUUCUAUUCUCUCCAACCUCCUCCUCGUCCUCGGCACCUCCCUCUUCUGCGGAGGCCUCGCCAACCUCAAAAAAGAACAAAAAUUUGACAGAAAGCAAGCCGACGUCAACUCGUUGCUGUUGCUGCUGGCGCUGCUGUGCCACAUGCUGCCGCUGAUGUUCCGGUACGCCGGCGGGAGUUCGGCGGCUGCCACCGCCGAUCCCACGCUGCUCUUGUCUAGAGCUAGUUGCAUCGUGAUGCUCAUCGCUUACUUUGCGUACCUCAUCUUCCAGUUGAUCACUCACCGCCAAUUGUUCGAAGCCCAGGAGGAAGCGGAAGAUGCUGAGGAGAUGUCAGAGGAAGUGGCAACCAUAGGAUUCUGGAGUGGACUUGUUUGGCUGAUUGGAAUGACUGCCAUAAUUGCUUUGUUAUCUGAGUACGUCGUCGGCACUAUCGAGGAUGCAUCAGAUUCAUGGGGUAUCUCUGUGAGCUUCAUCAGCAUAAUAUUGCUUCCAAUUGUUGGGAACGCUGCGGAGCAUGCAGGCGCAAUCAUCUUCGCCUUUAAGAACAAGUUGGAUAUAUCACUGGGAGUUGCUUUGGGGUCUGCCACUCAAAUUGCCGUGUUUGUGGUUCCAUUAAGCGUGCUCGUUGCAUGGACAAUGGGCAUCAAAAUGGAUCUUGACUUCAGCCUCCUCGAAACUGGCUCUCUCGCUCUCUCAAUACUCGUCACUGCCUUCACUUUACAGGAUGGGACUUCUCAUUACUUGAAAGGAAUGGUUCUUCUGCUGUGUUACGUUGUCAUUGGAGCUUGCUUUUUCGUUCUGAAAGCACCACUCAAUAACCAGCAACCACAUAUCCAUAUCUAGUGAGGAGUUGCUUCAUCAACCGAAUAGGAGCAACUAAUUAAAGCAUAGCAAGUACGAUCAUUGCUCUGUCUAUAAUGCAUAAAUAUAGUGCUAGCUGCCACAUACAAAAAGUAUAUAUUAAUUGUUUUUUUUUUGGCUUAAUUAAUAUUUUUGAGCUUUGGGUGACUGCAGUUUUGGCCUUGCCUGGGGGAUCAUUUUCUGGAUCGAUCAUGAUGGAUGACCAAUGCAUUCAAAAUGCAGUAGAGAUGUUUUCAUGAAUUUCAGUUCGCGCUUCCAAAGUCAUUGCCUUGCCUUCACAGCUGUUGAGAUGGAUCUCGGUUUUUGGUUUCAUUGAAGCCUAAUCUGCGAAGGAAAGAGUGACUAUAUAUAUAUAGUUGGAUAUGUAUAUUGUUUUAGUUUUGAUGUGAGGAAGAUCGCUAGUAUGUAUCGUUAUUUUCUUUUGUUGAUCAAUGUUAGAGUGUCAGCAGCAAAAGCCAUGCAUGCACAAGCGGUUUACAAUUGCCUAUAUUAUAUAUAUAGCGCAAUGUUGAAUAAAUUGAUUCAAUGGAAAUUGUUUGAAUUUUGUCUAUGUAAUCUUAUUGUUUGUGCAUGUCUUGCAAAAAAGUUCAAUCGUGGCUAAUUUUAUUACAUUUUGGCCAAUCUUUUGCUUCAGAAAAUGGAUAAAUAAAAUUUGUUGCUUUAAUUC
Molecule: messenger RNA, 2109 nt
Organism: Malania oleifera
Lineage: Eukaryota; Viridiplantae; Streptophyta; Magnoliopsida; Santalales; Ximeniaceae
Product: vacuolar cation/proton exchanger 3
Exons: 11
Coding region: 111-1424 (437 amino acids)
Biological process (GO): intracellular calcium ion homeostasis; calcium ion transmembrane transport
Cellular component (GO): plant-type vacuole membrane
Molecular function (GO): calcium:proton antiporter activity
Source: RefSeq, a predicted model, not a curated record